Molecule: messenger RNA, 3291 nt
Organism: Prorocentrum cordatum
Lineage: Eukaryota; Dinophyceae; Prorocentrales; Prorocentraceae
Source: the annotation of a GenBank genome assembly
AUGGGGCAGCCGCGCGUGGAGGGAGGCAGGAGCCCGCUCCCCACGUCCCCUCCGCCUCCGCCUCUCCCUCCCUCCAUCCUGCCUGUUCCUCCCUCCGCCCCUCUUCUCUCCCCCCCCGGCCUGACCCUUUGGCGCCAAGAGUUUUCGCUGCACACCGGCCCGCGGACCCCGUCGCGAGCGAACCGGCCGAGGUGUGCGGGAGGCGCGCGCGCCCGCAAGAGCGCAGAUGUGGCCCCAGCGUGGCGCCCUGGCCGCCGCCGCGGCGGCCCUCGCCGCGCGGGCCGCCGGUCAGGAGGCGGCGGCGGCCGCGGGGUGCCCGGUGGCGCUGGCCGUGGGCGGGCUGGAGGAUCGAAGAAUGUGAGCAUCAUCCCGACUGGCUGGGGGACGGACAUGCAGCGGCAAGUGGACGCGCGCGGCGCGCCCGACGCCGCCCAGAACGGCGCGGUCGCGCCCCACCUGGGCUUCCGGGGCUACUUCGCCGAGUCGUGCGCCACCCCCGGCGUCUACAGCCGGGAGGCCUACCUGGGCCUCGGCCUGCUGGGCAAGACGCUGAGGUACAGCGUGGACCUCAGCGGCGCAGGCUGUGGGUGCAACGUGGCGCUCUCCCUCGCGUCCAUGCGGCAGAACGAGGAGGCGGGCGCCUGCGCCGACUACUUCUGCGACUCCAGCCUCACCUGUGGCACGCCCUGCACCGAAGUGAACAUCCAGGAGGCCAACCAGUACGCCUGGCGCUCCACUCUCCACACCGCCACAGAUCCUUCUGGCGCGACAGCUGGCUUUGGCGGAGAGAGCACGUUCGAUGGUCCGCGCGAUUUCUCGAGCAGCGACUAUGGACCGAAUGGCAGGUGCAUCGACACGUCUCAACCCUUCCAGGUGUCAGCGUCCUUCCCGAUCAACAGCCAAGGCAAAUUGCAGUCAAUGUCUGUCACUCUGUCGCAGCCUGGUCACGAGUGCAACCUUGAUAUGCUCGUCGGCGAGUAUUCUGGAAUGCUGAGCGUGGGCGCAGCUCUGGCAGCUGGAAUGACCCCCGUCAUCAAUUACUGGGCCAGCGACGACAUGACAUGGCUGGACGGCGUUGGGUCUGACGGCCAAGGCCCCUGCGCUGUGGACGAGCCGAGUGCCUGUGCUGCUUCUGUGGUCUUCAGCGACUUCAGUAUCAGCCCCAUGGGUCAGCGCGUGGACCCGGUCGCGGCGGUGACCUCGGACUUGUCGUUUGAUUGCACGACAGGCUACCCCGAGAGCACUGGCGAUUGGUCCCAAGAGCAGUUGGAGUGGUGCUGCCGCAACGAGCACAAGGGCUGCGCGCUAAUAUUGGUGCCGCGCGCCGGCGCCGCCGAGGCCCGCGGGGAGGCCGGCGGCGUGGAGGUCAGGGGCGUCCUGGCGCAGGAGCCUCAACGCCUGCUGGAGCAGCCGGCCCCGAUGGCCGUCCCCGAGCAGCCCACCUCGGAGAUCUCGAAGCCGUUUGAUUGCAUGGCUGGCUACCCCGAGUGGGUCGACGGUUGGUCCCAGGAGCAGUUGACGUGGUGUUGCCACAACGAGCACAAGGGAUGUGCAGCUCUGGUGCACGAGGUCGCGGAGACCCCGACGGAGCCCCCCGCCGCUAUCGCGGCGAGCACGGCCGCGCCCCCCACGAUCGCCGCGGCCACGACCGCGGGCACGACCGCCGAGCCCCCCGCCACCACGGCGAGCACGACCGCGGAGCCCCCCGCCACCACGGCGAGCACGGCUGCUCCUGGCACGUCCGCCACGGCCACGGCGGGCACGACCGCGGAGCCACCUGCCACCACGGCGUCUGGCGGGGCCCAGGCUCCCGCCCCGGCGCCGCCCUCGGUCAGCUCGUUGGUGGGCGAGCUCAAUUGCGCUCCCGACUACCCCACCCAUCUGACAGGCGACAACGACCCGGGGCGCCGGUCGGCCUGCCUGUUGGGCAACAACAAGAAAGACGGCUUCGGGUACUGGUACAACGCCGGCCGUGGCACGAGCAGCGCAACUUGCAAGGGCGAUUGUUGGUGCUGCCACCGCGACCUGAGGAAAGUCCCCGAGAAGCGUGCCUGGGCGCUCGAGACAACGGGCGCUUCCUGCAAGAAUUGGAAACAAAUCCAGAUGUUUCGGACUACGACGGUCGACGACCCGACCGUCUGCGGCCAGCUGUGCCAGGCGCACCAAGGGUGCGUGGAGUUCGCCUACCUGUCGAACGACACCUGCUCGGAAGUUGGCGUGACGAAAAAGGGGUCUUGCAUGCUGUUUUUCGGGGCGUGCGACAGGAAGCCCAGCUCCUGUUGGGACCUCUACUCCAUGCACGAGGCGAGCGGUAGCGAGGUGGAGCAACCGCUCCCUAAACUCAAACAGUCCGCCGUUACAACGACCCGGACACGGACCUCAACGACCACGUCGACCCGAACACGGACUACAACCGAGGGAGCAGCGCGAAAUUUGAUAGUGGGCGUGUCCGACCCCAUGAUGUUGCCUCACACAGCGGUAGACGAGAACCUCCACUCUCUGGCUGGGCAGCUUGCUUGUGCGACCCCCCCUGCGGGUUACCCGGGGGACGAUGCCCGUGCCCAAUGUUUGCGUGCGAAUUUGUUGAAGGACGGGCACAACUACGUGCACAACAGUGCGAGGGGAACUGGAACUUCCUGCGGAGAUUGCGACUGCUGCAGGAGGGACACGACAGCAGUGCCGAAGACAAAGUCCUACAUGUUGAAGGCCGAUGGCACCUCGUGCAAGAACUGGGCCCAGAUCAAGAUGUUUCGAUCAGUUGAAGUGAACCAUUCCUCAGUAUGUGGCAAGUUAUGUGCCUCCAACAGGGGUUGCGUCCAGUUUGCCUACCUAGGGGCGGACUCAUGCUCAGAGGCUGGCAUAUCCAAGAAGGGGUCGUGCAUGUUGUUCGCUGGUGAUUGCGAGGUGCAGAACAGUUCUUGCUGGUCCCUCUACGCGAUGCAGACGAAGGAGCCAAACUGGCAGCCGCUUCUGGAUGCUGCCUCGGAAUCCACGGGCCUGCACCAGCAGCGCCAGACGGCACUGCGGGCAGCGUCGCGGUCUGGCGCAGGGCCCAGCCAUUGGCUCGUCGUCGCGGCCUGCCCGCUGCUGGCGGCCCUCGCGGGCGCGGCGGUGGUGGCCGUCCGCAUCGCCAAGGGCCGGCAGGCGAGCCCGGGCAGGGCAGCGCCCAGCGCCCUGGGCUUCCUGGACCUCCACGGCUGCUGCAGCCCGCAGUCCAGGGCGCAGCUGCUGGCCAUGUCCCCCGAGAGGCCGCUGCGAGGGCGGGGCCCAGCUGGCGCCUUCGAGGAGUGA